This is a messenger RNA of Acytostelium subglobosum LB1, 951 nucleotides long. RefSeq lists its product as hypothetical. Gene Ontology annotation, molecular function: protein binding. The record is from RefSeq and is a predicted model, not a curated record. The transcript has 2 exons. NCBI's taxonomy places the organism in Eukaryota, Evosea, Eumycetozoa, Acytosteliales, Acytosteliaceae. Bases 1 to 951 code for a protein of 316 amino acids.
AUGUCAAUGAUCGUUCGUCACAAUCAACAUGCUCAACAAGUACCGUAUGAUGAUGCUUCAUUGAGGCGACUUAAAGAUCAUGUCGUCGAGAUCAAUGUCAACAAGUUGAAGGACACCAAGAGACAGAUUGAAUCAUGCUUCAAUAUCAUCAAAUCAAUUAAGUCGAAGUUCUCCACCGCCGCCGACACCGAGUUUGAUGGGCUCAUUCUGUCGUUGAAUGCGGACCGUUUCUCAUUGUUCGAACUGGAGACGCGCAUAUGGACAUCGGACGACAAUUUCAAAGGUUCAUUCAAUCGUUUGUUCCGCUUUGUCACCUGCUCAGUGGUCUACGCACUUGGCAAUAUCUAUGUGUUUGGCGGCGGGCGCAAUGAGAACAAUGCCAACCCUCAAGUAAAUACGUGGUCUCGAUGCUCGCUGACAGAGAGGCGAAUCUUCAGCGCACCCAUGAAGGACGUCGAUUGUGUACAACAUCUGUCCGCGUGUUACGAUGGCAAAAAGUACAUCUACAUCGUCGGAGGCCAGAACAUCAAAGAGAAGGAUCUGAAAGGUGUGUACCGCUUCGACGUGGAAACGGAGCAGUUUGAGAGAUAUGGCGAGCUUUCGUCGCGACUGUCCAACGCCAGCACACACAUUGACAGCUACUCCAACUCAAUCAUUAUCGUUGGAGGGGACUACAAGCAUUGCGUCAAAACAUUCAAUGUGCUCACGCGAAUAACCGACGUCCUCCUGAUGUUUGACAAUAUCGGAUUAGACUCGACCACAGACUGUCCGUACCUCACUGAUGAACUACACAAUCUAAUCUACUUUGAUAAUUCAUUUGGCAUUAUGUUCAUUGGUGGACAAGGCAGGAACUAUCUAUACUCCAUACAACACGAUCAAUGGACAUUGAUCCAAGAUAAUGAUCAGGUCAGAGACCGCGCUGAUCUUGGCGCGUGCUUAAUACGUGACUGA